Molecule: messenger RNA, 5266 nt
Organism: Lates calcarifer (barramundi perch)
Lineage: Eukaryota; Metazoa; Chordata; Actinopteri; Centropomidae
Gene: fam135b
Product: family with sequence similarity 135 member B
Exons: 20
Coding region: 163-4389 (1408 amino acids)
Source: RefSeq, a predicted model, not a curated record
AUAACCAUGGCAACAGCAGCAGCAGCAGGAGAAGCGGUGGUAUAAACAUUGCAAAACGCGCAUCCAUCCGCAAACAGCGAUUUACUCCAGUAAAGGCUGGACCCCGAGCCCUGUGUGGAUAUUAGACUUCAUCACUGCUAAGGUGAUGAGUGGGAUUAUAUCAUGUCUGAAGUACAGGGAACACUGGAGUUUUCUGUAGAGCUACACAAGUUUCACAAUGUGGAUCUCUUUCAAAGGGGGUUCUAUCAGGUACGAGCAGGGCUGAAGGUCUCACCUCGGGUGCCCCACAGGUUGAUAGCGACAACACAAGACAACACAGGAGAAUGCAGCUUCAGCUCUGCGGGGGUUUACGACGGCACCGUGUUCAGCCGGAUAUUUCAGAUCCUUUACAGAAAUGAGGAGAUCGCUGUGAAUGACUGUAUGAUCUUCAAAGUCCACCUGCUACUGGACGGAGAAAGGGUGGAGGAAGCCUUGAGUGAGGUGGACUUUCAGUUGAAGCUGGACCUUCACUUCACUGACAAUGAACAACAGCUGGCAGAGAUAGCAACUGUCCCGUUGAUCAGCAGUCGUACCCUCAGCCUCCACUUCCACCCGCGGAGAGGCCUCCACCACCACGUCCCUGUCAUGUUUGACUACUUCCACCUGUCCGUCAUUUCUGUCUCCAUACAUGCCUCACUGGUUGCCUUACAUCAGCCGCUAAUCAGCUUUGCACGUACAGGGAAGGGCUCCUGGCUGGGAAAGGGCUCGCCAGAGAGCACAAGCGACCCAUCUGCCAUGUCUGUAGAGAACCUUGUGUUCGGAGCUGGCUACUGCAAGCCUGUCAUAUCUGAGGGGAGCUUUUAUGUGCCCAGUGAGAACUGCCUACAGAGAGCUCAUACAUGGCACCGAAGGCUCUGUCGCCUCCUGUUGGUGGCUCACAGAGGCCUGCACACCUACUACACCGCACUGAUGAAGGAAAUCCCACAGCUCCAGCAGACUCCACUGGACUCAGAGGUGCUGCCUGUAGAGGAAACUCUAAAUCAGCUCACAAUAGAAUUACAGCUGCAGGAGGGCCAUGAGAAGGUAGCAGAGCAGAUCAGCCGGGAUGUGAGCCAGCUCUGCUCCCAGCUGGCUGCUCUGUGGAGCCGCUUCCUGGAGGCCGCUGUGCUCAACCCCCACAUCCUCUCCUAUCUGGCCCAGGAGCACCACACGCUCAGGGUCAGGAGGUUCUCAGAGGCGUACUUCUUUACUGAACACCCCAAAGAGAUAUCUCUGACUUUUCAAGAGGAAUUAAUCAACAGACAUGGCCAGAUAGCUGCAGAAGUGCGGAGUUCAGACUACCUGAUCAAGAUGCCUCCUUUACCGGUUGAGUGCCUGGACAUUGAUGGAGACUGGAACAGCCUGCCCAUCAUCUUUGAGGAUAGAUAUGUGGAGUCUCCUCAAACAGGUGAUACAAAAGAGUGGGAUUCACAUGUGCCAGUGCCUGCAACUACUGAAAAGUGGACCAGCUCAGAUCCCGCCAUCACUCCUUCCAACAGGAUUCUUGAAAGUAGACGGGGAGCCAGAUCACCAGCAAUACCCUCGGAUCCCUUGGACAGUGAUGACUGCAUGGACCUGCCUACAUAUGUCUCCUUUAUAGCGGAGCAGAGUAAGACCCGCACGAACAUCAGACGUAUCCAGAGUCCCAUUCCUCCUGAGGACAGAGCUGAACUCUCUCAAACAGAGGCAGAAGACUUGAAGGAACCAGUGGAAAAACAAGACCAGGUUGGAGAGGACUGUAGUUCAGGCUUGAGGUACAUCACAGCUAAGACAUGUGAUGCGGAUCCAUAUAGAGAUGAAGCAGUCCUGGUUCACUCCUCACACCACAAUACCCUCACUGACUCUACCAACAGCACUGAUGAGUCUCCUGCUCAUCAUGUAACAGAAAAUACCAUCCAACUUUGUGAUGCCACAAACGAGAGCAAUGCAAGAGAGAGUGAAAACAAUGAAGAGGAGUCUGACAUUGCAAUGCCAUUAAAUCACUCCAUGGAUGAUGAGAGUGAGGAUGUUCCUCUCAUAAGCCUACCCACAGCCUAUGCACACCCCGUUAUAUCUCCCUUUCCCGGUGAUCUCAAAAAAGAGAUGACUCACCGUGGAGGCCUGGUGGGCUCCAAAAUCAUGAAGCGCUCGUCCUCUGUCAUUUCCGACUCAGGUAUCGAGAGUGAGCCCAGCUCAGUAGCAUGGCCUGUGGAGGCCGCGCUGCGUGGUCGACCUCCACUUGACUUUUCCAGUGAACGGGAGCUGCCACGGCAAAUAGUGUGCCGCCACCCAGUCCACCGCAGCUCUCUAGAAGGCCUGCAGAUGGAGAGUAAUGGCAGCCUUCCAAGUGGAGGUAUACAGGCCUCACUCACCUCUAUUAGCUCCCUCCCCUAUGAGGAGGACCAGCAACAGAGGCAGCUCAGCAAACUGACUAAGUCAGUCUCAGCGCCACAGAUAAGUAGCCCAGAAGACACUGAAGAAGACCAUAUGCUGCUCAACCAGGAAACAGAUACUAAGGGCUUAGUGCAACACCAGGAUUCAUGUAAGAUUAACUGUUCUUCUUUGAUCAGCAACCUGGAUUCAGAGCAAUCUGAAUCAUCUCUAUUAGACACAAGUUCAAUGACAAAUCUUGGCCAUAUUCUCAAGGAGAGUAUUAGCCCUGAAAAGUCAAACAUUUCGCAGUACCUGUCAGAGACAUACAGACCCAAGACAGUGUUAAGUGGUGUGUCUGAAGUGUUGUGUCUACAAGAGUCUGUUGAAAGCCCUCAUGUGAAGGAAAGUACUGUUAUUGGCAGCUAUGGGGAGAAUAUUAAACAUCAAACACACAUCAGUGGAGUGAGUGCCUCAGUGGAGGAUGUGCAUCUCAUUGAGUCGGAAGCAGUGCCCUGCAGCUGUGGAAACAAACCAUGUGUGCAUAAAAGUGCAGCAGAUCAGGAGAGAAUUAACACUGGAGAUGAGUGCCACCAUUUCCAUCAGACUGAACUGCUCGGUGUUGAGGACCUGGAGGGUCUGGAUCCCUCCCAAACACCUCUAGAGCCUUCAGGUCUUCAAUUCUCCCACGACCUUCCCAACAGUACCACCACCACACAGAGGCCAAAUGACCUUACAGGACUGACAGCCAGUGAUAUCAUAACAUCUUCUGACCUUAAUGGGAUAUCAUCCAGUGAGAAAGAGCCUUUAGAAUGCCAGGCUAAGUCCGCUAAGAUUCCCAACUCAGGGCUGGCCUUUGUGAAUAAGAAGAUGGUGGAGGUGGUGAACAUGUCAGUGUCCUGUGCCCCAACUUGUCUGCCAUUUUCUUCUGUUCUGAGAGACUCUCCGUCCAUCAGUGGAAUGUCCACUCGCCAGGCUACCUCACCUAUCACCCAUCAGCCCCUGGGCUCCUUUGGUAUCAUCUCCUCAUCCUCUCUCAAUCCCCUUAACAUGGAUGAGGAGACCAAUGAACGAAUGCUAAAUUUCUACAAAGCCAAAGAGGAGCUGUUCAAAGAGUUGAGCUUUCAGGCCAACUUGUACAGUGACCUCCCUCUCCUGGCAUCAGAUCUGCCCUACUUCCCCCCUGAGGAGGACGAUGAGGAGUUUGAUGACGGCAUACACCUUGUAGUGUGUGUCCAUGGGCUUGAUGGAAACAGUGCAGAUCUUCGGCUGGUGAAAACUUUUAUUGAGUUAGGGCUGCCAGGAUCCAGGCUCGACUUCCUCAUGUCUGAGAGGAACCAGACUGACACGUUUGCAGAUUUCGACACCAUGACAGACAGGCUGCUGGAUGAGAUCAUUCAGCAUAUCCAACUGUACAAUCUCACCAUAGGCAGGAUAAGCUUCAUCGGCCACUCUCUGGGGAACGUCAUCAUCCGCUCAGUGCUGACGAGGCCCCGCUUCCGCUGCUAUUUGCCCAAACUGCACACUUUCCUCUCGCUGUCGGGCCCACACUUGGGAACGCUCUACAACAACAGCACAUUGGUCAGCACAGGUCUGUGGUUAAUGCAGAAGCUGAAGAAAUCAGGAUCCUUGCUGCAGCUCACCUUCAGAGAUCAUGUUGAUCCACGGAAAACAUUCCUCUAUCUCCUGAGUCAGAAACCAGGGCUCCAGUUCUUCAAGAACGUGGUGUUGGUGGCGUCGCCACAGGACCGCUAUGUUCCCUUCCACUCUGCUAGAAUAGAGAUGUGCAAAACUGCUCUCAAAGACAGAACCACAGGGCCUGUGUACACUGAGAUGAUCAACAACCUCCUGCAGCCACUUGUGGAGGCUAAAGAGUGCCGGCUGAUCCGCCAGAAUGUGUUCCAUGCUCUGCCCAACACAGCCAACACCCUGAUUGGCCGUGCCGCCCACAUUGCUGUCUUGGACUCUGAGCUUUUCCUGGAGAAGUUCUUCUUAGUGGCAGGACUCAACUACUUCAAAUAAAGGUGCUAGUACUGCAGGCCGACAGGACAGAACCUGUUGGUGGCUGACGGAGCUGAAUUGGAGGAAAACAUACCUUCACCAUGUACAGUAUAUGUAAUGUAUAUAACCCCUGGUAUCCAAGAGGCAAGACCUGUAUAUCCCAUUGGUUAGGAUUGUUAGCAGCUGUUAAAAAGAUCAGUGUAUUGUGACUGUUUAACUUGCUGACUCAGAAGUUUGAGUUUGACGUGUAGCCAUGCAAAACAAAACACCUGACAUCUAUCACUGGACUGAUUGUAGAUGUUUUGUUGGCCUUAUGAAUAACCUCUCAGCCAGCACACUAACAGAUGCUAAUUGUGGUCUAAAGCAUUUAACUACUAUCCCUUUAGAGCUGGUUUAGAGCAUUUAGCAUCACUGGUUGAUUGAAUUCUUCUUUAAGGGUUACAUUGUUGAUAGUCUUGCACAAUCCUUAGAAGCGAGGCAACAGAUGUGCAGCAUUUAUCCCCCUUGAUUGUACAUUACAUUGUACAAGUAUUUUGUUGUACAAAACAUUGAUGUUCCUUUAUACAGAAAUUAGUAUAUUGUUUAAAAUUAUUUAUUUUUUAUCUGCUUAUGUACCUACAGUGUAAGUAGUCCAUCUAAAUGUGAUCCUUUGUGUGUUGUUAUCAUCAAAUCCAUAAAAAUGAAAUUAACAUGUUCAUAAUACAAUGCAGGUGGAAGUGUUACAUUAUGUAGCCUAUAAUUCAGUAUAUUGGAUACUGUAAGAGCCAGCUUUUUCAUACAUUAUUUCAUCAGUUUAUUAAUGUUUAAUUGCACAUUAGUUCAACCUAACUCAUUGACCCUGAUUAAGCAUUAAGCUAUAUUAUAUUACAGUAUCUUUGAUACUAAAUGACUCUGCCUG